This is a messenger RNA of Morone saxatilis (striped sea-bass), 2418 nucleotides long. It is a transcript of the gene slc25a39, whose product is annotated as solute carrier family 25 member 39. The transcript has 12 exons. The record is from RefSeq and is a predicted model, not a curated record. NCBI's taxonomy places the organism in Eukaryota, Metazoa, Chordata, Actinopteri, Moronidae. Gene Ontology annotation, biological process: mitochondrial transmembrane transport. Bases 223 to 1275 code for a protein of 350 amino acids.
GGUUUGUGAUGUGAACGUCGCGGCGGACGUCGUGACCUGUACGUAUGAACAGCCGGGCUACGAGCUUCUUUAGCUCGACUCCAACAACAUGUUUACGGUCUCUCCUCGAUGGGGAACCGUGAUAAACUGUGGCUUAGCGUUUCGCUCUUAAAUGUGGCGACGUAACGUUAAAGUUAACUGAAAUGGGUGACGACGCUGGCAGCUAAAGUAGAGGUGGGCAGGAUGGGGGAGCGGGCCGUCAGCAGCCCCGCGGCUGCCAUCUCUCCAGUGCAGCAGAUGCUGGCUUCUGGCACUGGAGCCCUCCUCACAUCUAUUUUUGUCACACCGCUGGACGUUGUGAAGAUCAGGCUGCAGGCUCAGCAAACACCGUUCCACCAAGCUUCAGCUCCGUGGGGUGGCGUCUUCCGCCCUUCCAAGUGGAGGUGUUUCCUGUAUUGUAAUGGACUGAUGGAUCACAUCUACGUGUGUCAGAAUGGAACCAGUUGCACCAGCUGGUACAAAACACCAACACAUUUCAGUGGGACACUUGACGCUUUUGUGAAAAUCACUCGACAUGAAGGACUCAGGUCAUUGUGGAGCGGGCUACCACCAACACUGGUUAUGGCUGUACCCGCCACCAUCAUCUACUUCACCUGCUACGACCAGCUGCGGGACUUUCUGAGAUACGGUCUGGGUUUCCAGGGCAGCCACAUCCCCCUUGUUGCAGGCGGUCUGGCUAGAUUGGGGGCUGUGACAGUGAUCAGCCCUCUGGAGCUGGUCAGGACCAAGAUGCAGUCCCGUCGGCUGCCCUACAGCGAGCUGCGGGUGUGCAUCCGCUCUGCUGUGGCCCAGGAUGGCCUGCUGUCACUGUGGAGGGGCUGGGGGCCUACCGUUCUCAGAGACGUACCCUUCUCUGCUUUGUACUGGUUCAACUAUGAACUGGUGAAGGCCCAGUUAUGUGAGCAGUCCAGAGUGACUCAGGCCAACUUCUCCAUCAGCUUUACUGCCGGGGCCGUCUCUGGAGCUAUUGCUGCAAUCCUGACGCUGCCUUUUGACGUGGUGAAAACACGGAGACAGAUCCAGCUGGGAGAAAUGGAUACUGUGGGAGCCUCCUUAAAGAAAACCACAUCCACAUGGCACAUAAUGAAGGAAAUAUGGGCCGAGUUGGGCUACAGGGGGCUCUUUGCAGGUUUCAUGCCCAGAGUGAUCAAAGUGGCCCCAGCCUGUGCUGUUAUGAUAAGCACCUAUGAGUUUGGAAAGGCCUUCUUCCAAAAGGUGAACCUUGAUAGAGAGUGACCGCCAUCUUGAAGACUGGGUCUGGUUGUUUUUCAGUGGCUGAAGAUAAUUCACAUGACAGACAUUGUUAUACGGCAGAAGCUUGAUGAACACUGGGGCCUGAAUUUGAUAUUGUGUGAGCACAGUGAGAUUCCUCUCCCUGUAGAUCUGCUCUCUGGAGACUGUGAUAAGACUUGAGACACACCUACAUCCUUGAACUUCAUAAUGAGCUUGAACUACAAGCCUGGAUACUGAGAGAAGCUCUUUGACCCAUAUCCUUUUAUUUGUGUUGAUUAUCUGAGCAAAUGUUUUUUUCCAGGUAUCUUAAAAAGAAACUGUUUAAAUCCCUAAAAGGAAAGGGGCUUGUACCAAAUUACACUGACACCGAUUCACCCACUGUACAGGACAAUGUUUAAACCCUCUUUAAGGACUGCAACUACAUCGUUACUGUCGCAUGAGUCGGGAAACUGUUCCCACAAUUUGCAUUGCCUGAGACCAACUGCAUGGCGUGUACAGCUUUAUUCAAUACAAAGUCCAGAAAAUCUGGUCCAAUCUGCAUUCCUGCAGCAGUAAAGCAUGACAUUUUUGCCAUCUGAGUAGAAGACUGAUAAAUCUGUUUUGUAUGCUGGAUAGAUAUGAUCAUUUGUAGCACUUUACAUUUACAAGAGAAGCGCUGUGAAAUGAAAUCACUAUAAUAACCACAGUUUUUUCUAUGUUUGUUGAAUAUACGCCUCUUUUCUGUUCUCGUAACUGGAGGAAAGUCAGAAUACAAAAACACAAGGCCUGAAAAUUAAAGCUAGCCUUCUUAGAAGACAUGUUUACAUUGUGUGCAUGAAGUUUGCAUUUUAUGCUAUAGUUGCAUUACAAGAAUUCAUGAAUAUUUGAGAACAUUUUUCAGUGAAAACCACUGCAGCCAUCUUACCAAAAGUAACACAGUUAUUCUGAUAUUUCGCCAAGAUUGUUUAGAUGAUGGUAAAGGAAAAUCACAAGAGGCUUUCCAACCUUUCCCCUAGUGCUAUUCUGGUCAACAUGACGUUAAAACUUGUUACAUCACUGGAUCAUAAAACAAAAAUAUUGCUGCCUUAACCUGAAAGGUGUAAAUGUGUGUGUUUCUUUGUUGUUUUUUUAAUGAAUGAAACAAUAAUAAAUGUUAAGACAGCUGGA